Aspergillus wentii DTO 134E9 is the source of this 666-nucleotide messenger RNA. RefSeq lists its product as uncharacterized. Gene Ontology annotation, cellular component: extracellular region. Gene Ontology annotation, biological process: carbohydrate catabolic process. Gene Ontology annotation, molecular function: cutinase activity. The record is from RefSeq and is a predicted model, not a curated record. The transcript has 3 exons. Bases 1 to 666 code for a protein of 221 amino acids. Lineage: Eukaryota; Fungi; Ascomycota; Eurotiomycetes; Eurotiales; Aspergillaceae.
AUGUUCCUCCAGUCUUUUCUCCCGCUCCUCCUUGCCCCCUUGAUCGCGGCCAGUCCUACCGGCGUCGCUCCUCGCAAUGCACACCACGCACGGCAGUACAUCGAAGCCGACGAUCUGGCAACAGGUCAGUGCAAGGACGUGAUGUUCCUUUUCGCCCGUGGAUCUACAGAAAUCGGCAACAUGGGCACUGUCGUUGGUCCUGAAGUCUGCGAUGACCUGGCUCUCCAGGGUAUCGGGUCUGUCGGAUGCCAGGGCAUUGGCGGCGCCUAUACAGCUGGUCUGGCGGAGAACUUCCUCCCCCAGAACACCGCACCGCAGGAUAUCCAGGCUGCAGUGGACAUGUUCAACCAGUGCAGUACCAAGUGUCCUAAUGCGAAGAUCGUUGCGGGUGGAUACAGUCAAGGAAGCGCCGUCAUCGACAACGCCGUCCAAAAACUCUCCGACGACGUCAAGGCCAAGGUGAAGGGCGUGGUGCUAUUCGGCUUCACUCGUAAUCUGCAAGACGGAGGCAAGAUUCCCGGCUACCCGCAGGAUCAAACCAAGGUUUUCUGUGCUGUAGGCGACUUGGUGUGCGAUGGCACGUUGAUCAUCACAUUUGCCCAUUUGACGUACGGCGCGAAUGCGGGCGAAGCAGCGACCUUCCUCGCGUCCAAGGUCAAGGGGUGA